GAUGAGCUCUUAUGCCUUGCUUAGUUGUUUUUUAGUAAUGCAAAUGGCCGGGGUUUCAAAUGGUUUUCUUCUUUCGAUUUCGGCUAGAAGUUCCUUCCUUUUUGUAGAGUUUUCGAUUGAUUUGUGAUUUGAGUCCAAGGGGGAUUUUAAAGUUAGUUUUUUGGGGAGUUUCUUUCGAUAUUCUGUAUUUUUUUUUUUUUUUUUCGGUUUUUUUUUUUUUUUUUUUUUUUUUUUUUAUAAUUUUCCCUCUGUAGUUUACUUCUGGGGAUACCUUCAUGCGAGCUUUAAUUUUCGGGGUUGAACAAUCCUGCACGGCUCUUGAAAAGUAAAGAAAGUCAUUAGUGGUUUCUUGCGGGUAUUUUUUGUUGGACUGACUUUGAAGUAGCAUUCCUAGGCGACUUUAGUUUUUGUCUUUGUUUCGUUCUUUUGUUUGUGGUGCCUUGGUGCUUAGAGUUUUAUGAAGUAGCAUAAUAUUUUGCGAUAUCUUGCUUGGAUUUAUAGAGUUGCAGAAUUAAUGAGAUGGAGAAAUCUUCAGAUAUUUCAGACACUGCAGGUCAGUCAAAUGUUCCAUCUCUGAAGAUUGGUCAAAAGUUUGGAAGUAGCGCAUGGCCUGUUCCAUCUGGAUCUAAUAUGUACAAAGGAUCAAGUGAUGCCAGUCUAUUUUCAAGUUCGUUACCUGUACUUCCACAUGAGAAAUUGAUAUUUCCGGAAGCCGAUGUUGCCAUUCAGUCUAUGGAAGAUGCGUCAUCUGAGUUGAGCAAAGAAAAUAAGAAUGCAGUUCAGGGUUACUUGGAUGACACCAAUGUUCAUGUCAUUGGGAGCAUGCUUCCUAAUGAUGAGGAAGCACUUCUAGCUGGUGUACUGGAAGAUUUUGAUCUCACUGAGUUGCCUGGCCAAAUAGAAGAAAUGGAAGACUUUGACAUCUUUGGCAGUGGUGGGGGAAUGGAAUUAGAUCUUGAUCCUAUGGAGAAUCUGACAUCAGGGAUUUCAAGCAUGCAUUUAAAUGAAGGAUACCUUGUAAAUGGUAUUGCUCAUUAUGGCCUUUCAAAUGGAGGAGGAGCUAUUGUUGGGGAGCACCCGUAUGGGGAGCAUCCUUCAAGAACACUAUUUGUGAGGAACAUCAAUAGUAAUGUUGAAGACUCUGAGCUACGUUCAUUAUUUGAGCAAUAUGGUGAUAUCAGAACCAUGUACACUACUUGCAAGAAUAGGGGAUUUGUUAUGAUAUCUUACUAUGACAUUCGAGCUGCUCGGACUGCUAUGCGUGCAUUACAAAAUAAACCUUUGCGGAGGAGAAAGCUGGAUAUCCAUUUUUCCAUACCUAAGGAGAAUCCAUCAGACAAAGAUUUGAACCAAGGAACUCUUGUGAUAUUUAAUUUGGAACCAUCAGUUUCAAAUGAUGACCUUCUUCAGCUAUUUGGAAAUUUUGGAGAAGUAAAGGAGAUAAGGGAAACGCCACACAAAAGACAUCAUAAAUUUAUUGAAUUUUAUGAUGUUCGAGCUGCUGAAGCAGCCCUUCGAGCAUUGAACAAGAGUGACAUAGCUGGGAAGCGCAUAAAGCUUGAACCUAGUCGUCCUGGUGGUGCUCGGAGAAGCUUAAUUCAUCAAAUUAACCAAGACAUGGAAAAGGAUGAAACCAGAAUUUAUGGACAACACGGGGGUUCACCUAUAGCCAGUUCUCCUCCAGGUAUAUGGGCACAAAGUCCAAUUGAAAAUGAAUCUUUUCCAUCUCUUAGUCAGUCUAGUGGUACGAGUGGUCCCAUAGGUGGAAACUAUUUGCCUGGAUUAGCAUCUUUAGUGCCUACAUCGUCAAACUCUAUGAGGAUUGCUCCUAUUGGGAAAGAACAAAACAGGAUUAACCAUGCUGAUCAUGUACAUAGCAACCAACUAUCACAAGGAUCACAAGGAUUAGCAUAUCAGCAUUCUCAUUCCUUUCCAGAGAGAAGUGAAAUGAUGCUCAAUAUGGUCUCAAAUACGGAAAGUGGAUCUUCUCUUAUUCCUAGAUUGAAUGCAUCUGGUGUUAGCACAAUUACUGGAUCCCAGUCUCUAUGGGGUAGCCCUCCCUUUAGUGAUCUUUCUCAUCCUUCUUGGCAAUCUAUGAGACAUCAAAUUACAUCUAAUGGCCAAGGCCAAGGGCAGAGAAGUCUAUAUCCGGGUCAUCAUGUCCCUUUCAUUGGUUCACCAUCUUCUCAUAAUCAUCUCUACCAUCAUGUAGGAUCUGCUCCAUCUGGUAUAACAUUUGAAAGGCCUUUUGGCUAUUUUCCUGAGAAUCCAGGGACUUCUUUCGUUAGUACACCCCCAUUUGGAAGUGUAGGCAUGGCUAGAAAUGAUGGAAGUUUAACAGCGAGCAUUGGUGCUAAGACACCUCUGAACCAUGGAGUUGGUCUAUCUGGGAACAUUUUAGAGGGUAGUCAAUCUAAUUUUAGGCUAUUAGCCUCGCAGAGGUUGGGGAACUCACUCUUUGGAAGUGGUCCUUUUUUUGGAGCCGAUGGUGUGAAUGAGCGAGCUCGCAAUCGACGAGCUGAAAACUAUGGCACUCAACUGGACAGCAAGAAGCAGUAUCAGCUUGACUUGGAAAAGAUAACCAGCGGAGAAGACACCAGGACAACUUUGAUGAUUAAAAACAUUCCAAAUAAGUACACCUCAAAAAUGCUGUUAGCCACCAUCGAUGAGAACCACAAGGGUACUUAUGACUUUCUGUAUCUUCCUAUUGAUUUUAAGAACAAAUGCAAUGUGGGAUAUGCGUUCAUCAACAUGUUGUCUCCUGCCCACAUCCUCCAUUUUUAUAAGACAUUUAAUGGAAAGAAAUGGGAGAAGUUCAACAGUGAGAAAGUUGCCUCACUCGCGUAUGCUCGUAUUCAAGGCAAGGUAGCACUUGUUAGCCACUUUCAAAAUUCAAGCUUAAUGAACGAGGACAAGCGAUGCCGUCCCAUUCUCUUUCAUUCGGAAGGAUCGGAUGCUGGCAAUGAGGUACAUCAGGAACCUGUGACGUCAGUUGGUUUGAAUAUAUUUGUGCGUCAGCAAGAUGGAACCAUUUUAGGAGAUGCGCCAGAAAGUCCAAAUAGCAACAUAAGUGACAAGCGAGAGAAGAGCAGUAUGAAAGGAGGCAGUAUACAAUAGCGUUGUUGUGGCAAUUCAUGCGUGGCUAGGACGUAUCCAAUUGUACAAAAGAGUCUCGACAUGGAAUUCUGUGGCGCAGUUUCAUGGUUAGUUUCAUCCACUUUUGAACAUGAUCUUGAUGAGAGGAUAACUCAGAUUCCAAGAUGUUUUUGUAUAGUUUGAAGAUUUUAUCUAAUUAUGAUGUAUAGAAAUAAGGCAGAAUUGCCUUCAUAGAGGAGACUUGGGUGACCAUGAAUUUGCAAGACCUUCGACUGUCCUUUUUAUUUUUUCUUUUGCCCUGUUUCCUUUUUUUUUUUUUUUGUGGGUGCAUGUUUAUAUGAUCAUUGUAUUGGGCGUUAAGAUCAUUUGAUUUUUCUUUUGUAAUUUUAUUAACUAUUUAAAAACAAGAGAAGAUUGUGUCAAGGAAUACUGACUAAUCUACAUUGUUCGAUUUCUUUUUUGUUGAAGAA
Messenger RNA from Dendrobium catenatum, 3566 nucleotides. Its product is annotated as protein MEI2-like 2. The transcript is spliced from 13 exons. Gene Ontology annotation, molecular function: RNA binding. The record is from RefSeq and is a predicted model, not a curated record. NCBI's taxonomy places the organism in Eukaryota, Viridiplantae, Streptophyta, Magnoliopsida, Asparagales, Orchidaceae. The coding region runs from base 520 to 3117 and encodes 865 amino acids.